This is a messenger RNA of Drosophila serrata, 1138 nucleotides long. RefSeq names its product venom allergen-1-like. Lineage: Eukaryota; Metazoa; Arthropoda; Insecta; Diptera; Drosophilidae. The record is from RefSeq and is a predicted model, not a curated record.
CCACUCCAUCAUGAAUGUGGUUCUCGUUCUAAUACCGCUGCUCCUUGGGAUUCUUGAGUCCAACGGGAACCAUCCGGAUCCAAGUGCCUAUUGCCAGCCACAGUUGUGUGAAAAGGGACAGGAGCAUGUGGCCUGCAACUAUUAUUCCAAGCUGAAAGAAACGAUCCAGCAUGCCUGCCAUACGACGGAGAUGCGUAUCGUCUACUUCACCGUUCUCAAGGACAAGGUCCUGGAGCUGCACAAUGAGCGACGCUACCGCCUGGCCAAUGGCAACGCAUCUGACCUGCCGGAGGCUGCCCGCAUGGUGACGAUGCAGUGGAGCCCCGAACUGGCCACCUUGGCGGAAUUCAAUGCUCACAUGUGUAUGCUGGAACACGAUGAAUGCCGCAAUGUGGCCCAGUUCCCGCAAGCCGGCCAGAAUGUCUUUGUGGUCAACAUGAAGCGUCUGGUGCCCAAGAAGGAGAUGAUCAAACUCUAUCCGGAGCUACUGGCCAAUGCCACCGAGGCCUGGUGGUCGGAAUCGGAGAACAUAACCAGUGCGGAGAUCAAAAAGUUUCCCUGCGACCACAAGAAGCCCAAAGCAUUCCGCUACUUUGCCACCAUGGCCGUUGAGAGCAACUCGCAUGUGGGAUGUGCCGGUGUCCGUUACGUAAUGGACAACACAACCCAGUUCAAGUUGACCUGCAACUAUGCCAGGGCACCAGUGUGCGGACAACCGAUCUACCAAGCCAUGCCGGGAUGCCAGGCUGGCAAAAACGAGAAGUUCUCGGCCCUCUGUUCACCCAAUGAGCUCUUCCUCUGAGCUGCUCUCCAGCUACGGUUUAUCCGAUCCCUUGGCCCAGGAACAUCACUCAUGCAACCAUCCAUUCAUCCAUCCAUUCGUCCCUCAAGUGAAACCCCAAACGACCGGCUGCUGCUUUUGCAAAAUUCAAACAACUCCCUUGCAAUGGAAUUUCUGCCAAUUUCCUGUGAUGAACCCAGCCCGAGGACAUUGGCGGGCCUGGCAGGAAGUGUCGAUGGUGGAGCAAUUACCUGCAUAACAGCAAAUAGCUACACUGAGAAAUAAUCUCAUUAAAUCUGUGUAAAUUCAUUCAAGAACAUUUAAAUAUUAAAUAAAGGUAUGGGAUCUUAAAAAAAC